This is a messenger RNA of Branchiostoma belcheri (Belcher's lancelet), 3714 nucleotides long. RefSeq names its product receptor-type tyrosine-protein phosphatase eta-like. NCBI's taxonomy places the organism in Eukaryota, Metazoa, Chordata, Leptocardii, Amphioxiformes, Branchiostomatidae. The record is from RefSeq and is a predicted model, not a curated record. The transcript has 21 exons. Gene Ontology annotation, molecular function: protein binding; protein tyrosine phosphatase activity. The coding region runs from base 460 to 3714 and encodes 1084 amino acids. Gene Ontology annotation, biological process: protein dephosphorylation.
AAUGUUUGCAUAGAGCCCAAUGCUCCUCAGACCUUCACUGGUGAGACUCAAGGUACAACAACCAUUGGUCUGAACUGGGCUCCUCCAGACAGUGCCAACAACGCAACGUUUGCCAAGUACAGGAUCACAUACACCCCAUCUGGGGGUACCAAUAAGACUAAAGAGGUCCCUGGCACAACUACCAUCACCACCAACCUGGAAGGGCUGUCCCCAGGUGUCCUGUACACCAUCAGUCUUGUGGCUGUGAGUGCAGAUGACAGUAUAGUCAGUGCAGAGGCAGCAGGAGGACCUCUGACUGUCAGGACAAAGCCCAAUGCUCCACAGAGAUUCGCUGGUGAAACUCAAGGUACAACAACUAUUGGGCUGAGCUGGGAUGUACCUGACAGUGCCCACAGUGCAACAUUUUCCAAGUACAGGAUCACAUACACCCCACCUGGGAGUAAUGGUCAGACCCAAGUUAUGAUAGAUAAUCCAAGCACCACCAGCUUCACUCUGGCAGAACUGUCCCCAGGUGUUCUGUACAGCAUCAGUCUUGUUGCUGUGAGUGCUGAACCCAACCCUACUGAAAGUGCAGAGGCAGCAGGAGGAACUCUGACUGUCAGGACAAAUCCAAAUGCUCCAGAAGACUUUGCAGUCACAAGUUUUACCACAACCACCAUUGAACUCAGCUGGGAUGCACCUGACAGUGGCAGCAGUGCCACAUUUGAUAAAUACAGAGUCACCUACUCCAGUGAACAUGGCAACCAAACACAGGACACCACCUCUACCAGCUUCAGUUUGACAGGACUGUCCCCAGGUGUUCUGUACAACAUCAGUUUGAAGUCUGUAAGUCAUGAUCCCAGUCUUACAGUCAGUGCAGAGGCAGCAGGAGGACCUCUGACUGUCAGGACAAUGCCAAAUCCUCCUAAGAGCUUCACUGGAGUCACUGUUAACACAACAACCAUUCGCCUGACCUGGGCUGUACCUGACAGUGCCAACAAUGCAACAUUUGACAAGUACAGGAUCACAUACACCCCAUCUGGGGGUACUGAGCAGACUAAAGAGGUCACUGACCCUGCUGCCACCAGUGCCAACUUAGAGGAGCUCUUCCCAGGUGUUCAGUACACCAUCAGCCUUGUGGCCGUCAGUGCUGAACCCAAUCUUACAGUCAGCCAGGAGGCAGAAGGAGGACCUCUGACUGUCAGGACAAACCCCAAUGCACCAAAGACUUUUGCCAUGACAAGCAAGGAUGAAACCACCAUCAGUCUGAGCUGGGCUGCCCCUGACAGUGACAACAAUGCUACAUUUGCCAAGUACAGGAUCACAUAUACCAACUCUACUGACAGUUACGUAGAGGAAGUUGACAAAAGCACCACUAGCACCACUUUGACAAGACUGUCCCCAGGUGUUCAGUACACCAUCAGUCUGGUGUCUGUGAGUGCUGAACCCAGUCUUACAGUCAGCCAGGAGGCAGAAGGAGGACCUCUGACUGUCAGGACAAAGGCUGACAAGCCAACAGACCUGAGAGAGAGUUUUGUGAACACCACUGCUAUAAAUGUGACAUGGGCGAAACCUGAUUUAGGACAGUUCGAUGGCUAUGUAGUGUCCUAUGGAAGCAGCCCUAGUGACAUGAAAAAUAUAACUAUUGAUGAUGAAAAUGUCAACGUAACCACUCUCUCAGAUCUGAUUCCGGGAGAACUGUAUGAUAUAUCGGUGUUGGCUUACAGUGCAAAUGUCGAGAGUGAAAGUGACUACACCCAAGUCAGAACAAUACCAGAGAGCCCUGUUGGGUUUAACUGUACUAUGGUCGAAAGAGAACAUCGAAUUGACCUGAUCUGGACAAGACCUGUUGGAGUGCUUAACAACUACGAUGUAACACCAGGUCAAAAUGGAGAGGGAAAUAUUGAGACGGCAGAAACAUCAGCUGAAGUUAAUGGUCUGGAUCCCAACACACAGUAUACCUUUACUGUGGUUACUGUCAGCGGAAAUCGACGCAGUGCUGAAGUCACCGCUAGGUGUAAAACUGACACAGGCCUACCAGGGUUAACAAACACAUCAGCAAAGCCUCCAGAUCCACUUGAGGGAACACUUGGAACUUCCUCAUUCACGGUCCUUCUGGAUACCAGCCUCUUUGAUGACAGCAGUGGGCCACUACAGGUGUAUAACGUUCUCAUCCAAGAGUACAACAAAGAACAGCAACAAAUGCAGUCAGGAGAUGACAUUGUCAUUGAACAUGGUGGGAAACUUCUGAGCUGGUACAGUGUAAGGAAAUCUGAUGAUAGAGACACGCGGUACAAGUUCUACAAGGCUGCAGAAUUUAUUCCAGGCACGAGCAACCGCCGUCGACGCAACAUUGAAGAAAUCCCCAUAGGGGAUAAUUCAACCUGUGAAAAUGAGGCGGAUGUAUACUGCAAUGGUCGUUUGAAGCCUAAUACCCAAUAUAAGUACGUGCUUCAAGGCUGCACCAAAAGCUGUGCAAACAAUCCCUGCAACUCAGAUGACCUGUAUUACUGCAGAGAAACACAACCCUCAGAAAUCAUAAAAACAGCCGAAGAACCAAGCCCAAUAGGACUAAUCAUAGGUGUGGUUGUUGGAGUAUUGGCCGCAAUUGCCUUAAUCGCAGGUGGAAUCUUUUGGUACAGAAGGAAAAACAAGAAAUCACGUGACUCCAGUAAUGGACCUGUGGGUCGUGAGAACCGUUCCUUUGUGAUGGAAGAAUACAGCAACAAUCAGCCCAAGGUGCCCAGAGUGCUGAACAAGCCGAUAAAGCUGACAGACUUUGUGAAAUAUCACACCGACAUGAGCAGGGACUCAGAGUACCAAUACUCAGAGGAGUAUGAGAAACUGAAGCACGUUGGCACAGAGCAGUCUCGUAAUGCAGCCUCACUGCCGGAGAAUGUGGGCAAGAACCGGUACACCAACAUCCUGCCUUAUGACAACACCAGGACCAAACUUGCAGCCAUUGAUGAUGUGGAGGGGUCAGACUAUAUCAAUGCCUGUUAUAUGCCUGGCUACAGCUCGAAGCGUGAGUUCAUCGCCUCCCAGGGUCCGCUGCCGGGGACGAAGGAUGACUUCUGGCGGAUGGUGUGGGAACAGAACACCUCUAUCAUCGUCAUGGUGACGCAGUGUGUGGAGAAGGGACGGGUGAAAUGUGACCACUACUGGCCAUAUGACAAUGAGCCAGUCUACUACGGUGACAUCAUUGUCCACAUGGUGAAUGAGUCAGUCCUACCAGAAUGGACCGUCAGGGACUUCACACUACAGCAUGGUAAUGAGACCAGGACCGUGCGGCACCUAAACUUCACGGUGUGGCCUGACCACGGUGUUCCUGACACGACCAUCUCCCUGCUGAAGUUUGUACGGACGGUUCGGGGACUGAUCCCGCAGGACAACAAGAACCCUGUCAUCGUGCACUGCAGUGCCGGUGUGGGGAGGACCGGUACCUUCAUCGCGCUGGACCGGCUGCUGCAGGACAUCGAGGACGGCCACGACAAGGUCGACAUUUUCGGCAUCGUGUCUGAGAUGAGGAAACACAGGGUCUUCAUGGUGCAGACGGAGGCACAGUACAUUUUCAUCCACCAGGCUGUUUCUGACGUCCUGCAAGGCAAGGACAAGGAGCCGGAGGGCGCUGCUGCAAUGGACGAGCCACUGUACGAAAACGUCAACAUGGGCAGACAGCCGCCUGAGAACGAAGCCAUAUAUGUGCUCAACCAACAAGGCACCAGUACAAUCUGA